Messenger RNA from Arabidopsis thaliana (thale cress), 482 nucleotides. RefSeq names its product Ribosomal protein L33 family protein. NCBI's taxonomy places the organism in Eukaryota, Viridiplantae, Streptophyta, Magnoliopsida, Brassicales, Brassicaceae. Bases 74 to 250 code for a protein of 58 amino acids. Gene Ontology annotation, cellular component: cytoplasm; ribosome. The record is from RefSeq and is marked reviewed. Gene Ontology annotation, molecular function: structural constituent of ribosome. The transcript is spliced from 2 exons. Gene Ontology annotation, biological process: translation.
GUCUCAUUCCCGUUUCAUCUCCGCCGCCGUAUCACCACCGUGUUGUCGCCUUUUGCCAUCGUCAAGUGAGAAAAUGGGGGACAAGAGGAAGAAGACGUUCAUGUUCAUCCGUCUUGUCUCAGCUGCUGGAACUGGUUUCUUCUAUGUCAAGAGGAAGAGUACCAAGGGACUUCUUGAGAAGCUCGAGUUCCGUAAGUACGAUCCUCGAGUCAACCGUCAUGUCCUCUUCACUGAGCAGAAGAUGAAGUGACGGAUACUCGAUUCUUUUCUGUGUCUCAUUACAUUCCAAGACCUCAGAUCAAGCUCUCUGCAACUAGUUGUAGUUACUUCUUUAUCAAUCAAAUAACUUCUCAAGUUAAGUUGAGGUUUAGACUUUGUAAGUUUCAGUUUGAGCAUUCUUAAAAAGAAAGACAUUCAUUACUCAGGCUGUAUCAUAAAUCAAGAUCAACUAUGUGUACUGCAUCAACAACGUUCUGUCAGAG